This is a messenger RNA of Diversispora eburnea, 1458 nucleotides long. Lineage: Eukaryota; Fungi; Glomeromycota; Glomeromycetes; Diversisporales; Diversisporaceae. The record is from the annotation of a GenBank genome assembly.
AAUAAUAAUAAAGUUAGGGAAGUAUUUGAUAUACAAAUUCCUGAAUUCUCGCUAGAAGUAAUUAUAACGGGAUCUAGCAAAAUUACAGCACAAAAUAUAGCCGAUUUAUUUGCUAUAGCAAUAAAAACAUUGGUAUACAAUGAGAUUAAAACACUACUCCCGGAUAUCACUGAUGUAAACUUGCGACAGAAAACGUUUAGAGCAAAAAAAAUCUAUAUAUUACUCAAAGGAAUAGGAGUAGAAAAAGUUCAAACAAUAACAUGUAGUGCAAGCGCAAUUUCGAGUUUAACUGACAACCAAAUUCAGGAUAUUAUAAAUUGCUUUCCUAAAAAAUCUAUUAGUGUGGAUGAUUCUUCUGUUAAAUAUCAAGAAAAGAUCGGCGUUACAAAUUGUAACGCGCACGUGACUGAACAAUCUAAUCUAAACAAUUCAGAAACUGUAGUAAAUAAGGAAGCCAAGAAAAUUUUACUGGAAACAGAGGUAAGUAUUACAACUACUCCCUCUAUUAAAUCAUAUCACGCCUCUAAUUCGGAAGAUAUAGUAAAUGAAAAUAACGAAUUUUCAGAGACUGUAACUGUAAUUGAUAGCUUUUCAGAUUCUAACUUGGAAUCCUCUAAUGAAGGCGAGGGUGAUGAUGAAGACGAGUUUUUAGAUAAAAUCCGUUCUAGGUUUUGUAAAAGAUAUAAGAAAAAAACUGGACUCGAUCCCUGGAUAAAGUCUGAAACCUCACAAAUCGAAAAGACUGAUAACUACCUUUCACAGGAUUGUGUUAUCAAAAUUUCUAAAUUUCCGGAAGAAAAAAGUAUAAUCCAUGAUGCAGUACAUAAACGCUUCCCUUUCUUGUCUUACACUAAUUCGAAUGCAUGGUAUCGAGAUGUAUUUAAAUAUACAGAUCCAGAAGCCAAAUGUCCAAUAUGCAAAGAAGUACAUACACGUUUAGGAAUAUGGGGCGACUGGAGCUGUCUAGGUAAAAAUGAUCAUUAUUUUCUUAAUUGCCCUUUUCGUAUCGAUCAAAAGAAAGUUAUUAUUGCUGUACAGAGUUUACCGGAAACUCAGGGAGGGAUACCAAACAAAACCCACCUUUAUCAGCCAGAGGUUGGCUUAUGCCAAUAUGCCAUCGAACAUAAAAUGGAUCCCGAGAAAUUUUCGGUUAUUACAGAGGCUGAGAAAAAAAGAUGGACCAUGGGAUGCUUCCGUGGUGACCUGGAGAGAGAUAUACGCUGUUAUCGUGAAGGAAUAAAAAGGAAUGAAGAUACUAGAAAAUACCAUAAAUUUUUAACAGAUCGGGAUAGGCUAGUCAGUGAAGAAUUAUUACAUUGCGGUAUACUAAAGAGUGGUUUAUGUACUGCAUGGCUUGAUGAUCUUAUGGAAGAAUGGGAAAAAAUCCAUACUCAAUUCACCCAAAUUUUUAACCAGACGAAACCCGAGGAUUCAACUGAGGUGAAUGUAAAAGCAUAA